Molecule: messenger RNA, 1533 nt
Organism: Tetrapisispora phaffii CBS 4417
Lineage: Eukaryota; Fungi; Ascomycota; Saccharomycetes; Saccharomycetales; Saccharomycetaceae
Gene: DUG1
Product: metallodipeptidase
Exons: 1
Coding region: 1-1533 (510 amino acids)
Biological process (GO): proteolysis
Molecular function (GO): metallodipeptidase activity
Source: RefSeq, a predicted model, not a curated record
AUGUAUAAAUUACUUUCUUUGAAAUUUGGUGUUUGCAACAAGAUCAUUGUGUCAAAAGCAUAUCCACUAUUGUAUACACACACACGAAAAAUGUCUUCCUUCGAUAAAUUAUUUUCUAAAAUCGAUGAAUUGAAACCAACAUUCAUCAACCGUUUGGCUAAAGCUGUUGAAAUUCCAGCAGUUUCGAGUGAUGAAUCUUUGAGACCAAUGGUUGUCAAGAAAGCUGAAUUUUUAUUGGAACAAUUAGAAGCCAAUGGUUUUACUGACAUACAAAGAAAAGAAUUAGGUACGCAACCACCUCCAGUUAAUGACGAAAAUCUGCAACUACCACCUGUUAUUUUAUCCAGAUAUGGUAACGAUCCAGCCAAGAAGACUGUUUUAGUUUACGGUCAUUACGACGUGCAACCAGCUUCCAUUGAAGAUGGUUGGGAAAGUGAACCAUUCAAAUUAGUCAUCAAUGAAGAAAAACAACUAUUGAGAGCUAGAGGUGCCACCGAUGACACUGGUCCAUUAACUGGUUGGAUUAACGUUAUCCAAGCCCACAGAGAAGCUGGUAUUGAAUUACCUGUCAAUUUGAUCACUUGUUUCGAAGGUAUGGAAGAAUCCGGUUCUUUAGGUCUAGAUGCUUUGAUUGCUAGAGAAGCUACCCAAUACUUCAAGGAUGUUGAUGCUGUUUGUAUAUCUGACAACUACUGGUUAGGCGCCAAGAAACCAUGUUUAACUUACGGUUUAAGAGGUUGUAACUAUUACCAAAUCACCAUUAAUGGACCUGCUGCUGACUUACACUCUGGUAUUUUUGGUGGUGUUAUUGCUGAACCAAUGAUUGACUUAGUUCAAGUCAUGGGUACGUUAGCCGAUUCUAAAGGUAACAUUUUAAUUAAGGGUAUUGAAGAAAUGGUUGCCCCAAUUACUGACAAAGAAUCGAAGUCUUACGAUAACAUCGACUUCUCUCUUGAAGAUAUAGAAGCUGCUUCUGGCUCUAAAACUUCUUUAUACCAAAAGAAGGAAGAUAUUUUGAUGCACAGAUGGAGAUACCCAUCUUUAUCUAUUCACGGUGUCGAAGGUGCUUUCUCUGGUCAAGGUGCUAAAACCGUUAUUCCUGCAAAGGUUAGCGGUAAGUUCUCCAUCAGAACUGUACCAGACAUCGAUUCUGACAAAUUGACUAACCUUGUUGUUGAACACUGUAACAAGGCUUUCAAGAAUUUAGGUUCUCCAAACACCUGUGUUGCUGAAUUGAUUCAUGACGGUAACUACUGGUUAUCUGACCCAUAUAACUCUUCUUUCAGUGCAGCCGCCAAGGCUACCAAAGCUGUUUAUGGCGUUGAACCAGAUUUGACCAGAGAGGGUGGUUCUAUUCCAAUUACUUUAACUUUCCAAGAUGAAUUGAAGACCAGUGUUAUGUUAUUACCAAUGGGCAGAGGUGAUGAUGGUGCCCAUUCCAUUAAUGAAAAACUAGAUAUCAGUAACUUCAUGAAAGGUAUGAAACUAAUGGCUGCUUACUUACAUUACUACGCUGAAUCUCCAGAAAAAUAA